GGUCUAUGUAAGGUAAACAACCAGAACUAUUGCUUUGAUAUUUAGAUCUACGUUGAUGUGAAAAGGAUUGUUUUACCUGGCAACAGUAGACCGCCAUUUAAGUUCCUGGAUAAUCUGUAUAGUAAAAUGCAUAUGCAUACUGCAGUAUCAGCAAAUUUCUUUUUUAUGUGUCUUGUUAAAUAUAGUAUUGCUCAGUAUCAGGUUCAAACAAAUGAGCUAUUUGUGCUUCAGCUGUCUCCUGCCUUAUUCAACUUCACAGAUUCCUACUCUUCAGAAGAAUACAUCUACAGGGCAGCAUUACAUAAUUUGCCAGAUCUUCCAAAAUGGAUCAAUCUUGCAUUCAAUCCAAAUCUAAAACUUGGAUUUUUGUAUGGAACUCCUAUAAAUGAUUUAUCAUUGGUCAAGCUGGAUCUGAUUGCAUCCAACAUUUUAACUUUUGAAACAUCAUCAAAGGAAGUUACAAUAGAUAUAUUUCCUAAAGAAGAGCCGGCUACUAGAAAAAUAAAGUUGAAAAUUCAUAAUCUCAAUUUGGAAGACCUAAUGGAUGACCAAAAACAAAUGAAACUAUUGGAUAUAUUUCGGAAAAUAUUGUGGCAAAAUAGUUCUCUAGAUCUUCAUUUCAUAGAACUGUAUUCAGCUUUGGCUGCUGGGGGAAGACGACCUGCACGCCCGCAGGAUGGUGAAGGGGUGAUCAUUACCUUGGGAAGUAAUGCCGAAUUCUCCGAGACACUUCGCGAACUAGAACGUGAAGUGAGUCCUUUGUGGCCUCUUCGUCAAUGCCCUCGCGAUUUUAAGAAAACAUCAGCAGAACGCUAUUUCCGUUCUAAAGGAUUUUUAGUGGAUUGGUGCUCAUUUAAACUGGUUCCUCAAAAUACCACGCUACUAACCAUUAGUUCUGCUGCAUCUCCGACCUUCGAAUCCAAAACUGAACGUAUUAUCCUAAAAUCAAGCCAAACACUCACUGAAGUGGUGGGUGCAGACAUCUGGAGCGCACCGGCCAAGUGGGAGAUUCCUAUACGUAGCUAUGCCGAGGAUGGUGUUGUUGCCGUGUUUAUUCCGUUGGUGGUAUUGUUGCUAUUAGCCGCCGUCCUAACUGCUAUUCUAGGUGUUCAUCCUGAAGGAGCGGAGACGGAAGAGGGCCAGCUCUAUGAAGCUGUGUUUGAGGAAUUGCCAUUUCUUAAAGCAAAGCAAGAAACAGGAACACUGAAACCUCAAGUCAGCAACGAAGUUUCUUCGAGACGAACACUUGAGUCGGCAACCCUUUCACUAGGGCGAGUAAAGCGCAAUCCGCUGUACGAUUCUUUGAUGGGUGAAUCUGGUACACGCGGUUCAAGCCCUUUUCUUAUGUCUUCGGGAUCAUCGGCUUUACCAACUCCAGUUUCCACGCUGUCCCGUCCCGCUUUCCCAACACCACGGUCUACCCUAGGACAAUCCGAAAGAGCAUCGACUCUAGGACGACCGGAACCUCCCCCAUACAAUUGCGGGACAAUCAAUAAGUAGCACACCAAAUAGCAUGUUACCUAAUUCCCCAAUCCCUAUGUCUGUUCAUUUUGUUUGUUUAUUUUCUUGUAGUCUCUCUUACAUCAAGGAACAUUAAAAGUUCUAGUCAAGUCUUGUCAGUAACUAAAACCUUAAAAAGCAAUUUGAAUUUUCAUAAUUUAUUUCUUUUGCAGCUUUGCCAUCAGCUUACAAUGCUUUGUCAUCUUUAAUUGCUUUUAUCAUCUUACAAUCAGCUUUAUUUCUUUAUCAGCUAUACAAUGUAGAAUGCUAUGUUCAAUGUACAUUUAGUCCCAUCUUGACUUUUUUGUGUGCAGUUGUUUGCUUCCAUCUUCUCGCACAGCAACAUAGUAGCCCAUGUUUUCAUACUUCGUCUUCAUGUACGUUAAAUAUCCUGCACAACCAGCAAUAGCUACUAGACCCAAUACCAUUACGAUUUUGUUCUGCAAUUUUGAAAAAAAAUUAUAGUUAAUGAACUUGUGCUUGCAAGCUAUUACACACUGCCACAUACUGGUUUGA
This is a messenger RNA of Daphnia magna, 2016 nucleotides long. RefSeq names its product epsilon-sarcoglycan (gene Scgalpha). The transcript is spliced from 8 exons. The record is from RefSeq and is a predicted model, not a curated record. The coding region runs from base 127 to 1500 and encodes 457 amino acids. Gene Ontology annotation, molecular function: calcium ion binding. NCBI's taxonomy places the organism in Eukaryota, Metazoa, Arthropoda, Branchiopoda, Diplostraca, Daphniidae. Gene Ontology annotation, cellular component: membrane; sarcoglycan complex.